Messenger RNA from Aegilops tauschii subsp. strangulata, 1671 nucleotides. Its product is annotated as benzyl alcohol O-benzoyltransferase-like. The record is from RefSeq and is a predicted model, not a curated record. Lineage: Eukaryota; Viridiplantae; Streptophyta; Magnoliopsida; Poales; Poaceae.
CGUUUUCCAGCUUUGCUCCAAAAUGUCGCGCACUGCAUUGUUGGACUUCUCGGAUACUGGGCUUUCCGGCUGCGAACAAUUCGCGCUCUGCACAAGUAUCACUGCCGAGAGUAACUCUCGACGUAUGGUUUCCAACUUGUUCCAAUCUCAUCCUGCGCCGGACUCCAAGGAGCUCGUCCACACGGCUACCGCCAUGCCGACGCUGGCGUUCGCGGUGCGCCGGCGCGACCCGGAGCUCGUCGGCCCGGCCGCGCUGACGCCUCGUGAGACCAAGCGCCUGUCUGAGAUCGACGACCAGGACACGCUGCGCGGGCACGUGUCCUUCGCCCUCAUCUACCGUGCCCGCGUGAUGGAUGACGACGACGUCGCGCCGGUUCACCCGGCCGGAGUCAUCCGGCGCGCUCUCGGCGAGGCGCUAGUGCACUACUACCCGCUGGCUGGGCGGCUCAGGGAGGUGGAGGGGCGGAAGCUGGUGGUCGACUGCACCGGCGAGGGGGUGAUGUUCGUGGAGGCCGACGCCGACGUGCGGCUGGAGGAGCUCCAGGCGGCCGGGCUCAGGCCGCCGUUCCCGUGCAUGGACCAGCUGCUCUUCGACGUGGAGGGCUCCAGCGGCGUACUCAACUGCCCAUUGCUGCUCAUCCAGGUGACUCGGCUGCUCUGCGGCGGCUUCAUCUUCGCGCUUCGCCUCAACCACACCAUGUGCGACGCCAUCGGCAUCGCCCAGUUCAUGAACGCCGUCGCCGAGCUCGCCCGCGGCCUCUCGGCGCCGACCGUCGCGCCCGCGUGGUCCCGUGAGCUCCUGGAGGCGCGCAGCCCGCCUAUGCCGUCGUUCCCGCACAGCGAGUUCGACCUUAUUCCGCCGCCGGCGCCGCCGGCCGGCGACAUGGUCAUGCGGUCCUUCACUUUCGGCCCCGCCGACCUCGCCGCGAUCAAGAAGCACCUCCCUCCUCUCGUUCGCGACAAGGCCACCACCUUCGAGGCGCUCGCGGCAUACCUCUGGCGCGCCCGCACGGCGGCGCUCGAGGUCCCGCUGGGCGAGGAAGCGCGGCUGGUCAUCAUCGCCAACUUCCGGGCCUUCGUCGAGCUGGGCCUGCCGGACGGAUACUACGGAAACGCGUGCGUGCCCCUGGCGGCGCUGGCCGACGUCGCUGCACUGCGCGGCGGUGGCUCGCUGGCCGACGCGGUGGCGCUGGUGCGGCGCGCGAAGGCUGCGGUGACCGCCGAGUACGUGCGUUCCACGGUCGACGUGCUGGUUCUGCGCGGCCGGCCGUUCUUGGCACUGCAGAACCUGUUCGUCGUGUCCGACAACCGGCACGCCGGGUUCCACCGCGUCGACUUCGGGUGGGGCGAGCCGGUGCACGGCGGCCCGGCCGACACUGUCUUCGGCGUGACCUUCUUCGUCCCCGUCAAGGACCGUGACGGGGAGGACGCGGUUGCCGUGCCGAUCGUGCUGCCACGGCCGGCCAUGGAGCGGUUCGCGGCGGAGAUGGAGAGGCUGUGCAAGGCGUAGCGUGUGCCCGGGUCGUCCCUGUAUGUAUUACGACUCGGUACGUGCGGCAUGCGGCUUGUAGGGCUUAAAAAAGGAUCGCAUAUGGUAUGUCAGUUGCCUGAAAUAUCAGUCACUUUUAUCUGGACCAUUCGAUCUUAAACACAUGCACGCAUGCAUAUAUA